CGAUCUACGCAGUACUGCAUCACGACUUGAUAUCACAGCCGCCUUGAUUCCAUUUGGAUCAGUUUACGAUUCCAGAAGAUCUCGCAGCAGAGGUAAUUGCGCCAUUUCCUCUUUCCCACUCUGGGCACGCACUCGUUGCUGCUCUACGCCCGUCCGUCCCUCGACGCGCCGUAUACUCCAUAUACAUACAAAGUCUAUCAAGUAUCAACCCUGUGGUUGAUACGACUUUAUAAUCAUCGUUGUCAACAAUUGCUGAGAUCCGAUUUUGCCAGCAAUGACAGAGCAAGACAAUUCUUAUCGACCCCGUUCUCCCGACUUCUCCACCUUCCAGCCCACCAUUCCCUCCCAACCCGUUUACCAAUUCCCGGGCCACCUCUCCCACCGCGCUUCUUACGACGCCUCACCCUUCUUCACCCCGCAAUACCAACAACCACCAGUCGCGUCGACGAGGGCAAGCCAGCAAUACGUCCCUCCCUUCGCUGAUAACAGUUACGAGUCCGAAAUGGCUCGCCGAUCCUCUCGUUUGGCGCGUUCACUUGACGUCGCGCCGGUACCAGAGCCAAAGUACAUGGAGCCCGUUUCUCCAGAGGAGCCACAAGAGCCCGCGGGGCCGCUAGAGCCUUUAGAACCCCUAGAGCCUCCCAAGGUAGACCCAGCUGCAAGUAUUGAGGUUAAGACCAAAUUUCCGGUUGCGCGCAUCAAGCGCAUCAUGCAGGCCGAUGAAGAUGUAGGCAAGGUCGCGCAAGUGACGCCUAUUGCUGUCUCCAAAGCACUCGAACUUUUCAUGAUCUCACUUGUCACAAAAGCGGCCAAAGAAGCCAAAGACCGGAAUUCGAAACGCGUGACCGCGUCGCAUCUCAAGCAAGCGGUUUCGAAGGAUGAAGUAUUAGAUUUCCUGGCAGAGAUCAUCGCCAAGGUCCCAGAUCAACCGACCGGGCGAAAGCACGAGGACGAUGGAAGCGAUCAAAACGAGCAACCGAAACGGAAACGUGGCGGUCGGCGUCCAAAGGAUGAUAGCGAUUGAAUUCUUGCAAUCAUUAAUCAUUCUGUUUCUUCGUGUUUUUAUUUGGGAUGAUGGGUAGCGUUUCUUUUGUGUUUAGACCGGGAUGGUGCGCAAAUACUUUCGGCGUUGUGGAGGUGGUCCGGCGUGCACCCUCGAUGUGAAUAGGGCUUUAAUCUUGUUUAUUAUUU
Molecule: messenger RNA, 1191 nt
Organism: Aspergillus versicolor CBS 583.65
Lineage: Eukaryota; Fungi; Ascomycota; Eurotiomycetes; Eurotiales; Aspergillaceae
Gene: nctA
Product: negative cofactor 2 transcription regulator complex subunit BUR6
Exons: 2
Coding region: 275-1024 (249 amino acids)
Biological process (GO): transcription by RNA polymerase II; negative regulation of transcription by RNA polymerase II; positive regulation of transcription by RNA polymerase II
Cellular component (GO): negative cofactor 2 complex; nucleus
Molecular function (GO): core promoter sequence-specific DNA binding; transcription coactivator activity; transcription corepressor activity
Source: RefSeq, a predicted model, not a curated record